CAUCAGAGAGCUCGGAGAGAUCUUGCUAAAAGCAGAAAACUCAAAACAACACAGUCAUCCACAGUUAUCGGUUUUAAUCCACAGCUUGAUAAGACAGUCAGUGUGCUUACGGAGAUCGAACAAAGUGAAUCGUAUCAUCAAUCGUGGCGCUUAGCUGCGGCCAUCAAGUGCAAAGUAGUGCAAUUCAAACAUGUUGGAGUUAAUCACUAUACUGUACGGCAUUCUGGCAUUUAUCGUAUUUGCCCCGUUCCUGCAAUGGCUGGUCAAGCGGGUCCAGUUGGUACAGAUCAUUAACAAAAUUCCUGGACCAAAGGCAUAUCCACUGAUCGGAACGACAUACCUGUUUUACGGCAAAAAACUACAUGAAAUCUUCUACGUGAUUGACGAACGUACCCGGCGCUUUCCGGAUAUCCAUCGCAUAUGGACUGGAACGAAUCCGGAGGUGAGAAUUUCCAAAGCGGAAUACGUAGAAGCGAUAAUCGGUGCCAGUAAACACAUCGAAAAGUCAAACGGUUAUAAUUUCCUGAUGGACUGGCUUGGCGAAGGAUUACUAACAUCGAAAGGUGAACGUUGGUUCCAGCACCGCAGACUCAUAACACCCACCUUUCACUUCAAUAUCCUGGAUGGAUUCUGCGAUGUGUUUGCGGAGCACGGAACAGUCCUGGUCAACUGCCUGGAGCCGUACGCGGACACAGGCAAACCGGUCAAUGUCUUUCCAUUCAUCACGAAGGCCGCGUUGGACAUCAUCUGCGAAACUGCCAUGGGCGUAAAGGUUAACGCACAGACGGCCGGAGAGAACGAAUAUGCUAAGGCAAUUUAUGACAUUAGUGAACUUUUCCUUCAAAGAAUAAUUCGUCCAUGGCUUUAUCCAAACUUUAUGUUCAAACUAUCGAAAUACGGUCGAAAGCAUAAAAAAGUUUUGGAUAUCAUUCAUGGAUAUACUAAAAAAGUCAUACGGGAUCGAAAGGAAGCUCUACUGCGGAAGCGUACCAUCGCCGGAAACGGAGCAUCCCCGGCGGAAGUCACCGAAGACAUCUACGGCGCGAAAAAGCGGCUGGCUUUCCUCGAUCUGCUCCUGCAGGGAAAUGAAAAAAAUAAUCAACUUACAGAUGACGAUGUUCGCGAGGAAGUCGACACGUUCAUGUUUGAGGGUCACGAUACCACGACGGCCGGCAUGAGUUGGGCACUGUUUCUCCUCGGAUUGCAUCCGGACGUGCAAGAUAAAGUGCACCAGGAAAUUGAUUCGAUUUUCGCCGGCUCGGACCGACCGGCUACGAUGAAAGACCUGAACGAGAUGAAACUGCUGGAACGCUGCCUAAAGGAAACGCUUCGACUCUAUCCAUCCGUGUCGUUCUUUGGGCGAACGUUGAGCGAGGACGUCACAAUCGGUGGGUACCACAUCCCGGCCCGAACCCUGAUCGGCAUUCAAGCGUACCACGUGCACCGCGAUGAAAGAUUUUUCCCAGAUCCUGAGAAAUUCGAUCCCGAUCGUUUCCUGCCGGAAAACUCGGAAUCCCGCCAUCCAUUUGCUUAUAUCCCCUUCAGUGCUGGACCACGCAACUGCAUCGGGCAAAAGUUUGCCUUGCUCGAGGAGAAAAGCGUUGUUUCAUCUGUGCUGCGAAAGUUCAAAAUACGUGCUGCAAAUACCAGAGAAGAGCAAAAGAUCAAUCAUGAGCUUAUCACACGGCCGAAGGACGGAAUCAAACUGUUCCUAGAGAAGCGUGCCUGAAGGGUAGUCCGAAAUCAUUCCGAAGCUUGAUUUGGCCUGCUGAUGCUUGUCGUGUAGCACAUGUUAGCUUUGUUUAAAAUAUUUUUUUUAAAUCCCUUUUUACUUACUUGUGAAGCAAAACACAAUAAAUCAUUACUAAUAACUCUAACCACAAAUUA
Messenger RNA from Topomyia yanbarensis, 1887 nucleotides. Its product is annotated as cytochrome P450 4C1-like. Gene Ontology annotation, molecular function: oxidoreductase activity, acting on paired donors, with incorporation or reduction of molecular oxygen; iron ion binding; heme binding. The record is from RefSeq and is a predicted model, not a curated record. The transcript has 8 exons. NCBI's taxonomy places the organism in Eukaryota, Metazoa, Arthropoda, Insecta, Diptera, Culicidae. Bases 191 to 1729 code for a protein of 512 amino acids.